UGCAUGCUCUAGCACUAAAACAUCUCUAUUCUUAAUAUCCAAAACUCAUCCAGUGAAUAUGUCUCCAAAAACAGCCACGAUCUCCCUCUCUCUCGCUCUCCUCCUCCUAACUAUAACAUUGUCCUCCGCCACUACCGACUGCCCGGGCUUUGAUUCAGUCUCUGACAUCUUGCGUCAUUACGAUAUACCUCCCGGGCUUUUCCCUGAUUAUGUGGAGCACUUUCGAUGCGAUCCUAUCAACGUAGACUCCCACAUGUUAUCGAUUCAAUUGCAAGGUGUUUGUGCCGUUAGUAGGACAAUGUUCGGUAUCGGUAAUCGUGUCGUCUGCCAACCCCAAAUGUCAGCGAUCAUAAAAUAUCGGCAGCUCACCAAUGUCAAGGGAGUGACUGUCACGCUCACCUUUGGUAACCAACCAAUUGGAGAGGUCAUGACAGUUACCGAAGCCAAAGUUUUCCAAUUAGGCAACUUCCUUCAGUUCGAUUCUGAUAAAGGUAAAAGUCCGUGGUUCCCUGUUGCUUUAAUCCAGGUACCUCCUAAGUGUGAUAGCACCGCCGGAGCAAUUGAUGCGAAGAACGACAACAAAGCUAUUCCGAAUUGGGUUCAUAACUAUGGUCGCCUGCUUCCACUUGUUGCUUAAGCUAAUGUUUGAACAGACCUUGCACUACACUAGCUGAUGCGAGGCUUGUGAACUGUUGUUUGUUUUUAUGUACUUGAGCAUGUAGUCUGCGUAUUAUGCAUCUUUCUAAUAUGUACUUGUAAUGUUUCAAUAAAUCUGCUUAUAAGGUAAGCAGCAAUGUUUCGUUGUA
Molecule: messenger RNA, 806 nt
Organism: Beta vulgaris subsp. vulgaris (sugar beet)
Lineage: Eukaryota; Viridiplantae; Streptophyta; Magnoliopsida; Caryophyllales; Amaranthaceae
Exons: 1
Coding region: 59-637 (192 amino acids)
Source: RefSeq, a predicted model, not a curated record